AUGCACAAAAGCAAAAGUACUGCCCUUAUAGUAACUACUGAUUGUGAUUUGACAGAUGAUGGUAGAGAAAUCCUCAGAGAAGAAGAAUUUCCUGAAGAGGCAUUUUUGGGCCACACUAGUCCAAUUACUCGGUGCCGGUUUUCUGCGUCUGGGAACAAUAUAGCUAGUGCAUCUGUAGAUGGCACUGUCAGGAUAUGGACAUAUGACUCAUCAAUUCCGGCAUCUAGAAAUGCGACCAUAUAUUGUGGAGCUGAGAUAAUGUCACUUGACUGGGAAUGCAAAUCUGACCGUUUGCUUCUCAUAGGCACUGCUGAUGGAGGCAUUAAAGCGUGGAGUGUUGAUGCAAAGAGAGUUGUCUGUGAUCUGAAUACAAUUGCUGUGUGUUCCAAGUGUCUUGGAUUUAAAGUGCAGCCCUGUAGAACCAAUAUUUGUUUCUGCCGCAUCAUCACGGAGACGGUACUUCCUCUUGGUGAAGAUCCGCCUGCAAUUACUUCCCUAUGCUUCAAUCACAACAGGAAUAUUUUAGCUGCCUCUGCCACUGAUGGAAUGAUUCACAUGUUUGACAUGUCUGCUGGUUUACAAAUCACCGGGUGGCCCGCACAUGAUUCUGCAAUAAGCUCACUUCUUUUCGGUCCCGAUGAGACGAGCAUUUUUAGCUUGGGCUCAGAUGGAAAGAUAUUUGAAUGGAGCUUGCAAAACCAAGGUCGUAUCCUUUGGUCGAAAACUUCUAACUGGUUUUCCGACUCUGAGACAUCAAAAUACUGUAGACAUGAAAUGACAUUGGAUGCCAACGGAAGACAGCUACUAGUAACAUCUGGUUCUGUAAGAGCGCCCAUAUAUCUGGUACAAGGCCAUUCAAGCGGGUUCAGAACUCUUCCCCACAGUGCAGCUAUAAUAACCGUGGAUUGGCACCCAACUUUGCCGAUUUUCUUGACUGGAUCAGCCGAUAACUCAGUUCGAGUAACUUCCAUACUGUGAAGACACCAUUACGUCUAAUAUGUCUUAAUGGUUUGCUGAUUUUGUUCGCCGGUUCCAGGUAAACAGAGCCUAGUGGUAGGCCGAGGGUUUGACAAAAAUCUUAUAUUCCAUUUUGCAUGCAUGUUUGAGCAUGCCAUUCGUUGCCAGGGGUUGGAAGAGCUAUCUCGGCAGUGACGAUGUAAUUCAUUGAAUGUCUGCACUUCAAAUAUAGUUUUGCCAUUUAAUUGUAAAUUAUUAGACUUUUAAA
This is a messenger RNA of Hibiscus syriacus, 1225 nucleotides long. Its product is annotated as WD repeat-containing protein 91 homolog. The coding region runs from base 1 to 978 and encodes 325 amino acids. The record is from RefSeq and is a predicted model, not a curated record. The transcript has 11 exons. NCBI's taxonomy places the organism in Eukaryota, Viridiplantae, Streptophyta, Magnoliopsida, Malvales, Malvaceae. Gene Ontology annotation, molecular function: protein binding.